UUAUGUAUACGAAAUAAGUUAUAUGAAAUGACAUUAUACGAAAUGACAUUAUUUAGAAAAUGAAAGUAAGAAAGGGUGUGAUACACUCCUAAAGGAAUGAACAUUGUAAACACCAGAAACCGUUGUCUUUGAGGCCCUUUAUGACCUGCGUAUUUUUCAUAAAUUUUACAAUAUUUAAUACUGAUACAUUUGAAUUUGUUUUGGUUUCAGCCUCACCAUACGUCACUAAACAUGUCUGCCGAAGCUGCCGUAACAACGGUACACUGUAUACUCAUCAUUACAAAUAUUAUUGGAAACACUCUUGUUUGUGUCAUCAUAACGAAAAAUAGAGAAAUGAGGAUUUCAAUAAAUUAUCUCCUUGUGAACCUAGCUGUGGCAGACAUAACCUUCGCGAUAUUUCUUGCACCAAAGUUCAUUCUAAGCCGUACUUUCACCCACCCAGACGGGGAGGCGGGUAAAGCUUUAUGCAGAUUGUUAACAGGUGGAACACUGGGCUGGUUUGGAGGAGUUUCCUCGGCGUUUACGCUGGUGGCUGUUGCUGUUGAACGCUUCUACGCUGUGAUGCAUCCCCAUGGAAACAAAGGAAGACUUACCAAGCGCAAGCUAAAGGUGAUCAUACCUGGUUCUUGGAUCUUUUCACUUAUGUUCACCUUCCCUGGAUUCCUGGUAACGAAUUUUGACAAGAGAAUCCAAAGCUGUGGGGAGACCUUUCCUGGUGAGUGGAUGGCCCAGGCUUAUAGCUUGAUAUGGCUUUUAGCCACGACUGCUCUUCCUUUGGCACUGAUGGUUGGCUUGUACUCCAUGGUCGUGUACACUUUGUGGUUCAAACGUAAUGACGACAAUGAACCUACCCACCAACAAAAGGGUGUUAUGAAGGUACGGAAGAGAGUCACCUUGAUGGUCAUAACUGUCAGCUCAAUCUUUGGAAUCUCGUGGGGGACGAGUUCAGUUUCCUACGCUUUAAAGCAUUUUACCUCCCAUAGUAGUGUUUACGUGGUCAUUACCAACACAAUGGCUCUGUUCAAUUCUGCAGUAAACCCCUUUGUUUAUGCUUUGUUCAACCAACAAUUUCGGGAGAAAGUUAAGAGGAUGAUGCGCUGUACCUUUCGUUUUGCAAGCAGGAUUGGUGCCACAAGGGAAACUGAGAAUGCUGAGGGCCCCAAAACUAUCAACCAUACAACAAACCCUAAAGUCGCAUUUUCUUAGAAGUAAGGAUUGUAAAGGUUAUCUUGGUGCUGCUACACGUAAAUUUGAUAUUCUGUGCAUGAAAAGUGAGAUCGCGGUGCUAGUUCAACGCUGCGCGUAUUUGUACUCGGCAUUCUUUUUGGCGUACAUCUCUUUGGAAGUGCGAAAGGCACAGUGGCCUCAUGGUUAUUGUGCUCGAAUUUGGUCCAGGUACGAGCCCUGGCCGGGGACACUGUGCUGUCUUCUUGGGCAAGACACUUUACUGUUACAGCUACCCUCUCCACUCAUGUGCAUAGUGGUCGGUACCGGCGAAUCUAGUGCUGGGCGGCAACCCAGCGAUGGACAGUAGGAGCCAGUAGAAAUACUCUCAGUUGCUUUAGACUACAGAAACCGGAAAUAAGCAUCGGUGUGAUGGGCCAGGUGGCUCGUAAGCAGACUUUAUACCUUAUUAUCGGGACAAGAUGUCAAUUUCAACAAUGACAGGGCUCAUAUUUAGAUACCCACAAACAAUACUGAGCGCAGAAAAUCACUUGACAUAAUGUCGGAAAAAAAGAAAAUACGAUGUAGAGUAAUACGGGUUUACAACAGGGGAGCUAUAGGCUUACAUUCAGGGGAGGACUUUGCAAAUAGAUCAAAGGAUCUUGCGCUGAUAAUUGCAACGACAGUAUAGUUUGCAAGAAGCCUGUGGUAAACUCUCUGUGGCAUGAACUCGGCUCGUUCAGCUUACAUCUUUAGAUCUUCUUGAUUUGUAUCUGGGCUUUUGUGAAUAAAUAAAAUCCAGCUUAUUUAGGAAAAAGGAGGUCGAUAUCCAAUUAAAUCAUGUGGGGAAAGAUAGAAAUUUGUGAGCACCGUAUAUCGUGAAAGGGACACCUCGUGAGCUAAUUUAAAAAGAAUAUGUCCCUCACUCGCGUGCGUCUGGAGAAACCGCAUGGAGACCUAAUCACACACUUAGCAAACUCCGCCUUCGAACAGAACGUCUCAGUGAAAGCCGUUUUUGCUAUAGACACCACCUGUACUGGUAACACGUUGGCCUACUAUUCUGGGGCAUGUCAAGCGUGGAAUGACCAAUAAUAGCUACUUCAAAGGAUGUUGGACAGGCCACCAACAGAUCCUGCAGUCGUCCUAGAGGCCCUGACCGAACUGGACGUCAACACUUGAAAACCCAAGAAGGAGGAAAUAGCAAAAGCAAUUCGAAACUACAGAAUGAAAAAAAACAAGGCCCGAUGGAGAUCCUAAGGGCAUAUACAAACUCCUCGACUCAGAUGCUGUAUGAAAUCUUCGAUAGAGUCUGGGAAGAGGAAACCAUUCUUUAUGAUUGGAAGGAAGGAUAUGUGAUAACAAUUCCCAAAAAGGGAGACACCAAACAGUAAUGACUUUAGGGGAUUGACCAUUUUAUAAGUGCCACGGAAAAUUCUCGGCGAAUUAUCCUGCAAAGGUUAAUUGUUGCACUUCGUGGAAUCUUUAGGGACCAGUAAAUGGGUGUCAGAUAGAACAGGUCUUGUAGUGACAAUAUAUCGCAACCCUAAGAAUUAUUCCAGAGCAGUCGCUGGAAUGAAACUCGCGGUCACUCUAUAGCACACGUUCAUGCACUUCGGAAAGGCCUUUGACAGCGUCGAUCAACACGUACUCUGGAUGAUCCUCCACCACUAUGGAAUACUAAAGAAAUCCAUCUCUAUCAUACAGAACACCUACUAUAAUUCUCAGAUCAGAUUAAUACUAAUCGAUUUUUUUUCGUGAAGAUUGAAGCUUAACAGAACUAUAUCGUAUCAUCCAUGUUGUUUCUCCUGGUUAUCGAUUGGAUAAUGAAGCUUAAGACUACAACUUAAUAAUCAAGUGGACCCUCCUCAACCAACUGCAUGAUCUGGAUUUAGCUGAUAAUAUUGAUAUGUUUUUACUUGCAUUUUUACGUACAUAUU
Messenger RNA from Orbicella faveolata, 3101 nucleotides. RefSeq names its product QRFP-like peptide receptor. Gene Ontology annotation, biological process: G protein-coupled receptor signaling pathway. The record is from RefSeq and is a predicted model, not a curated record. Gene Ontology annotation, molecular function: G protein-coupled receptor activity. Lineage: Eukaryota; Metazoa; Cnidaria; Anthozoa; Scleractinia; Merulinidae. Gene Ontology annotation, cellular component: membrane.